Ostrea edulis (European flat oyster) is the source of this 636-nucleotide messenger RNA. RefSeq lists its product as uncharacterized. Lineage: Eukaryota; Metazoa; Mollusca; Bivalvia; Ostreida; Ostreidae. The transcript is spliced from 4 exons. The coding region runs from base 1 to 636 and encodes 211 amino acids. The record is from RefSeq and is a predicted model, not a curated record.
AUGGAAGAAAGCCAUAAACUCAGAAGAAAAUCAAACUGGAGUAAUGAGGAGCCCUUGGCCCUCACUACUCUUGUUGAAGAAUACAAGGAUGUCGUGAGAGGACUGAAGAAGAAGAUUGUGGCAGCCUCAAAACAGAAGGACUGUGGGAAACUCUCCAAGUGGACGAAGAGUUUAACAAACCAAUUGGUACCGUAUAAGUUUUACAUUAUACUGGGUUGCCGCUUCAACACCCGACGGAAAUGGUGGAGUGAUGUGGGCAAAAUGCGAGUCUGUGGACAACCACAUUCACAACGUACCAAGGAGAGUGAGAAAAUGAGCAACAUCACAUUGUCAAGCCAAAUGAAGGAUAUACCCAAGCUAUCGCCAUUGUUUCAAACUUUCCAAAUUGAGGCUUUUCACAGCACAAUUAAUCACUUUGCCCCAAAGAUGAUAGCUUUUUCUUAUCAUGGAAUGUAUUACUAUGCAUCAGUCCUGAUGAAAGAGACUUAUUUGGCCUUUCAAGAGUCAUCAGAACCAUUACCAUGCUCAUUGCCAGCUCAACCACCUCCACUGUGCAGUGAAUUUUUCCAUCCUGACAAAGAAGAAGCGGUUCUACAUUUUAGAUCAAGGUUCAGUCGGAAGGAGACAUCCGUGUGA